AUGGGCUGCGUUAUUUCCUGUGGCUUGAAGCUCAUUCUUCAAGUCCUCAAUACCGUCCUCUGUGUGGCCUUCCUGGCCGUCGCAGUGUUUGGAAUUCUACUGAAAUCCUCCAAAUCUAUAGUACAACAGCUGUUGUCAAAGAUUUUCGAUCAAUUUAAUAUCGGUGAUGAAGAUUUACGCCAGUUGGCAAGAUUCGUCACUGAAAACGCAGAUGGCAUCGCUAUAACCCUCGUCGUGGUUGGACUGGGGCUGGCAACUCUCUGCUUCAUAGGGUGCAUUGCUUCGUGUUGUGGGUGCAAUAUACUACUGAAGAUAUAUGCUUUUAUCCUGAUUGUUAUACUUGUCGUAGAGAUAAUCGCCGUAUCCGUAGUCUUUUCUGAUUCCACCAAACUGGCUUCACUGAUUGUUAAAGAAAUGGAAACCCUUCUAGAAUCAUUCAAUGGUACAAGUAAGGAAGAAAAAAUGUCAACUGCUGUCUGGACUGUGGCGAUGACGGGUUCUACGUGCUGCGGCAUGGACGGCUACGGCGAUUUUGAAAAACUGAACAAGUCCCUACCUUUACAAUGCUGCAAUAUGACGGCCAUUUCUUGUGAUUCUAAGACAGCCCAGAGUGUCAGUGUGCCGGGAUGCAGAGACAAAAUUGUCAAAUUUGCCGCAGACAAUAUGAUGACUUUUAUGUAUAUCUCUAUUGCCGCUAUUCUGCUGGAGGGCGCACUCAUCGUAAUUGUGAUGCUCUUAAUUUUCUUGUAA
Molecule: messenger RNA, 750 nt
Organism: Echinococcus granulosus
Lineage: Eukaryota; Metazoa; Platyhelminthes; Cestoda; Cyclophyllidea; Taeniidae
Product: Tetraspanin-7
Exons: 7
Coding region: 1-750 (249 amino acids)
Cellular component (GO): membrane
Source: RefSeq, a predicted model, not a curated record